Molecule: messenger RNA, 3087 nt
Organism: Rhizophagus irregularis DAOM 181602=DAOM 197198
Lineage: Eukaryota; Fungi; Glomeromycota; Glomeromycetes; Glomerales; Glomeraceae
Source: RefSeq, a predicted model, not a curated record
UAGUUAAAGUUUUACACUUAGUUUACCUCUUCUAAGAAUUAUUUUAUAUCUUUAUUUUAUAGAUAACAAAGAAUGUCCUUGGAUGAAUAUGACGGAUCCGAUAUGGAGUUAGAUUCUGACUCUUCUUCCGAAAGAUAUUACAAUUAUAAAGACACGGCUGCACAUAAUCUGUGUUCAAAAUCAUCAAAUUUUUCAAUUAUGAAUGAGAAUAAAGAUAAAUUAUUAGAUAACGAUAGAAAAUUUUUUUCAACAUCACUCUCACCUCAAAGUGAAAACGGUUCCUUACAAUCUUCUAACAAUAGAAGUGAUCAUAUUAAUGAAUUCGGUACUAAACCAUCUGUCAAUUCGACGGUAUCAUCAAAAAAAAUAUCUUGUGCACAGCCUCAACCUCCUUCUCCUCCAUUUAAUUUCCAAGGGUCUAAAUUGCCUUCUUGCCCACUUCCGGAAAACACUAUGAAUAACCUUUCCAAAACAUAUUCCUCACCUCCUUUAUCUAAUACAUCUUCUCAAGUUACUUUAUCGACUUCAUCUAAACAAACGAAUGGAUUUUUUUUGAAAUCUUCAAUGAAUAAAUCACCUACAAAUAAUAAUGUUAAUAAUGAACCGACAAAAUUAGAAAAACAUGAUAAAAUUAAAUUUGAAUUAAAGAGUACUGGAUAUAAAAAUAGGUUAUUAUCUCAAGCAGAUAAACAGUCAUUUAAUACAUCAGCAAAAAACAUUUUUAAACUAAGUAACAAUGUCGACAUGAUGAAUGCAAAUGAUACGAAUUUAGUUAAAGAGUCUACUUUCAUGAAUAAAUCCUCAUCAUUGCCGGCCAAAGUAUCGAAUUUAUUUUAUAUUAAGUCCGAAAAAGAUAAUAAACGAGUAAUAGAUGAUAGGUUUAAAGAAGGUGUUAAAAAUCAUGUAGCUGAAGAAAAACAGUCACAUAAGCAAGUUAUUAUUGAAAAUCCUUUAGGAAAAUCUGAUGUAAAUACUAUAGUAGUAAAAAAAGAUCUGAAUAAACGAUCAAUUAAUAGUUCUAAAAUAAUUAAGAAAUAUUCUGCAAUUGUAAAAAGAAAUUUUGUCCAACAAAAUCAAUUAUUUAACAAUAAUUCUACAAAUGAAAACUCGGGAAAAAUUAGUGAAAAACAACAAGAACAAGUUAAUGACAAGAUUGAUGAUAAUAAUUUAACACUAUUAGUUAAAGAUUCUGUGGUCUUAAAAAAAGGUCAAGAUCCAGAGAAGAAUCAAUUUGAUAAUAAUGAUCCCAAAAUACAAGAAAUUGUGCAGAAAGAACAAGCUGAAAAUCCUAAAGAUAUAUUUCAAAACGCGGAGGUACAACUUAAGAAUGUUGAUGUUGUUGAGAAACCUGUGGAUUUAAUACAAAAUUUAACUAGAGAUGAUGCUGUUAACAAGAUUAAUAAUAACGAGGUUCAAGUUAUGGAUAUUGAUAAUGACGAUAAUAAAAGUACUGAAUAUCCUAGUUUGUCAACAAUUAAUACGGAGGAGGAUAAAAAUGAUAUUAUGGAAUUAGAUCAAGUAAACAUGUCUGAACAAGAUCACAAAAAUAAAGAUGAAAAUAUAACUUCCAAAAUGGAUAUAAUAGAAAAAAGUGAAGAAGCAUCUGAAAAAAUGGAAAAUGAAAAAGAGAAAAAUGAUGAAUUAGAGACUCAAGUUUCACCUAAAAUUAAAGACAAAGGAAAAAAGGUAGCCAUAUCCGCUGAUAAAGUUACAAAAACUACAAACCAGGCAGAUGCGUCUUCAAGCAAACCUACUGAAACUGAAAUGACUAGUCAAGAACCUGAGACUAGUCACACAGAUCUUCUUACUAAUUUGAUGACUCAAUUUACAAAUCAGAUAAAUGAGACUUCUCGUCAAACAAAUCAAUAUAAUGUUGCAGAGACUCAGUCUAACGAAAUUCAAAGGCCAUUCAACCAUAUAAUUCGACCAACUGAUCAGUCAACUAGUCAUGUCACACAAUCACCUCAACCUGAAGGAACAGUGAUUAAGAUAGAUCCUCCUACUACUUACAAGUGGGAUAUGAUAGCUAAUAUGCUCGGUAUCGCUGAUAUGAACAGACAAGAUGAUAAUGAAAACAGGGGCAAAAACAAUUCGGAUGAGGAAAAAGCUGAUUUGGAAAAUAGAGAAAAUGCACGAGAAGUGGAGACAUCAUCUGAAAUAGAAUUCGACGAGGAAGACAUGGAUGUACCCUCCGACGAUCCAGACGAUAAGAAUUUUAAGUGCAGGUCAACGAUCUUGAAACAACCAAAUCCAAAAAGGUGGCAUAAUACAAGAAGUAAUAGGCCACCUAGUGCUAAUCUUCGUCAACGAACGAAAGUUGAUCCUGAUUCUUCUAAUAUUUCAACUACACCCACUACAUCAAACAGCCCUUCAAAGAAGAAACAAUCUCAAACCUCCUCUAAAAGGACAUUAAGAACAAGAAAAGGGGAAGAUGAAGGGGACGAUAUUACCACUACAUCUAACCCCCAGAAACACUUGGAUCUUGAUAAAUAUUAUGAAGAUGGAAGACCACGAAGGCCAGCAAAUGGGUUUAGUUUCUUUUGUGGAGAUAUGUGUGCAAAAGUAAGGAAUGAAAAAUUGCCUAUCAGCGGUACAAUAGCAUAUGCUGCCGAAAUAUGGAAAAAGAUGUCGAAUGAGGAGAAAAGACCUUGGUUAGAGAGGGGUGAAAAGUCGAAAAGUGAAUACCAAGAUUUAUUAAUUAGAUGGAAAGAAGAACAAGAAGAAUUGAAAAACAGUGGUGUAAAAAGAACGGUAUCACCAAAGGCAACAAGUGUUUUCUCAUAUAAAAAACCUCGUAAUGACGAGCACAAAUAAGUUGUCAGUUAGUAAUAUUAUAUAAUGUACAUUUUGGUAUUUUAUAUCUUAUGUUAUUUAAUAUAAGAUGUAGGUAGAAAUUGAAUUAAUAAACUGAAUAUUUUUGAUUUGGCUGUUAAGAAUAUAUUGUAAACAAAUCAAAAUGUAAUAUGUGCAUAUUAUUUAUUCCUGCAAGCCCCUCUUUUUUCUCGACUAUAAAAUAAAUAUACACUAGAUGAAAUAACGUACAAUAAAUUGUCAUUAUAUUAAACAAAUAGAUAGUCCUUAAGAUAC